This is a messenger RNA of Ctenopharyngodon idella (grass carp), 2546 nucleotides long. RefSeq lists its product as uncharacterized. Gene Ontology annotation, biological process: apoptotic DNA fragmentation. Gene Ontology annotation, molecular function: nucleic acid binding; metal ion binding; single-stranded DNA endonuclease activity. Bases 266 to 1798 code for a protein of 510 amino acids. NCBI's taxonomy places the organism in Eukaryota, Metazoa, Chordata, Actinopteri, Cypriniformes, Xenocyprididae. The record is from RefSeq and is a predicted model, not a curated record. Gene Ontology annotation, cellular component: nucleus; mitochondrial inner membrane. The transcript is spliced from 3 exons.
UCUUGCGUAACAUGAGUACACUUAUUUAAGCCCACAAAAAGAAUACAGCAGAAGAAUUCAGGAAAACAAGACACAUCUCUUAUAUACUAUGCAGCUGAAAAACUCAUUCUGUUUGGGGCACAGAUUUCCUCAGAACAGAAGAACUGAAGUAAAGUCAAAGCAGCAGAAGUUUCUGUUUAUCUGACAGAUUACAGCCUGUUGAUAAGCACAUAUUAUUUUAUUCCUGCUUGAAGACCUUGUGUUUUAGCUCUACAUCUGACUUAAGAUGCCUGAAAACCAAAGUAAAUCCUCCAAUCCUGAAUCUUCUGGAAGUGAUCAAACCGCUUCCAAGAAAGGGGAAGAUCCUGAUCCUAAACUAGAUCAAAUAGUUGAGGAGUUGACAUCAUAUUUCAAAAAGUUUUCUCACUUUGAAAGAGAUAUUAAAAGGAAAUAUAAAAAAUAUUUGAAAAUAAGGGAAGAUAAAGAGCUUUAUAAUACUACACUGCCUGAUUGCUGGCCAGUUUGGUUCAUCCAAAGAGCUUCGAAAAAAACAAAAGAAAUGUACAAAUUCUCAAGAAGAAGAAAAUGCUGGUCUCUUGCUAUAAUGCUGCAAUUGAUGAAAAGAAGUCAGGGUUAUGAUGAGAGUGAAGAAGAACAGAAAAAUGAUGAGAGUGAAAGAGAAGAAGCACAGUCUGAUCUGAAGGAGGAUAAUCAGCAGUCUGGAGGAGAUCCCAGUGCUAAUAAGCAUGUCUACAUACGCAUCCCAUUCGCAGAGAUGAUUGACAAAAAAAAAUACAAGGCAGAUGAAAACGCCACAGAAACAGAUGAAAACGACAAAAAAUGCAAGGCCUCAAAUACAGUUGCAAUGGAAAUCAUGAACAGCCCUAAUGAAAACACAUACAAAUUAAUAGACAAAGUCCCUUCACCUACUCAAAUACUCCAAAACAAUUUUUACAUUACAUUAUAUGACAAUCGAACCAGGAAUGCUGCAUGGGUGUAUGAGAUACUGAACAAGAGUCCAAAAUCUAAUAAAAAAGUUUAUAGGGUAAACAACUUUAAAGAUGAUACUUUAGUUCAUCCCCUCUUCCGACCAUCUGUGGAUCCAUAUAAGAAUACAGCAUACAACCGAGGUCAUCUUGCUGCGGUUGCCAAUCACAAGUGGUGUCAGGAAGCCUGCAAUGACACUUUUUAUAUAACCAAUACUGUACCACAGCAGAGGCACUUUAACAAAGUCCUGUGGAGUGAUUUGGAGGAACUUUGCCGGAAAAUAGCUCAGAAAAAAGAAGUCCGUAACGUCCAUGUGUACACUGGACCACUUUACCUACCAAGCAAUAGUAAAAAGAAAAAUAAUAAUGAAAAUAAAAGUGAAAAGCCUGUGGAAUCCAGGGGAGAGAAUAAUGAAAAGAAUAGUAAUGAACAACAUAAAAGCGAAGGGUGUGUGAAAUACAAGUUUUUGCGAGGGAAAGCAGUACCAACUCACCUGUUUAAGGUGAUAAUUGUGGAGAAUGAGGACGGGACAGUACUAAAACCAGAGUGCUAUAUGAUGAAAAAUGAGAAGCUAGCUGAUUCAAACUCCAGGGAAGAAUUAACCAUAGAGGAAUAUCGAAAUAAACUGAAAGACUACAACAAGUCAAUUGAUGUAAUCCAGAAAAACUCUGGGAUGAUCUUCGAAGAAACGGAAAUCAGAGAGGAAAUGGAGGACGGAACAUGGAAAGCGCAUUGGAGGAAAAAUCCUGAUGAAGAAGGAAAAGGAACAAAGAUAGAAGUCACAGUAAGCGGCUCAUAUACUGAUCACAGAGAUCGUGCUGUACUAUACUGAAACACAGCGAGUUGUGUUUGAUCUGGUGUGUUUGGAUGGCCUGACCAUCUGUAGAGGAAAAGGGAACGCUUGUUUGACUAUACAAUUGCAACUGUUGUUGAAACUUUUUAUUAUUAUUAUUACUUUUUUAUAAAUGCACGACUUGGACCAAAAACCACAGAAAAGCGGCAGUCAAGUGUGUUCAACAGGAACUCCAAUACUGUGUAAAACAUUUCACAUGGAGACAUUAUAACGUUGUGUAAAAUUACAAUAUACUUUGAGAAAGCUAAAAUAUAACAGAUUUGAUUUAAUUCACCUUUUUUAAUUCCUACAUAACUCCAAUGUAUAGUUUAUUAUUCUUAAAUAUGUAAAAAAACAUAAUAAUAAUAAUGAGUUUCCAAAUGUGUAACUGAGUGAACAGCAUUCAGUGAGAUAUUAAUAGAUAUUUGCUCAUUUUUUCUUUGAAAUGUUUGCAGUGAUUCUGUAUUUGUUUUCUAAGACACUUUCUCCUUCACUGUGACAAAUAUAAAGAGGUGACAGAGAAAACCAAAUACUGAUUUUGUUCAUGUCUUGAUAUGCCUGUUUUACAGGUCACAUUAUAUUACAGACAAGUAUAUUUGAUUAAUUACUUGAUUGACAUCUUAUUCUAAUACUUUAAUAUUUGCUGUUGUUAUAUUGUUUCAUUUUCUUGUCAUUAUUUCUUUUGUGUAGUAAUGAUUUGACACUAUUGUUUGUAGACACAUCACGCUAAUAAAGUAUCUGAACUGAA